AGGAGGUCGAUGAUAGGAAGAAGAUUUACCAUCUCUAUCGUGUGAUCAAAAGGAAAUUGAAACAGAGAUAUUUGAAAAAUUCCAAUAAAUUGGGAGGCAAACUCGAAACUCGAAAGAAAGAAAAUAAAAGAAAAGGAGAGGAAAAAUCCUCAAACUCGAAAGCACAAUUGAGAACCCUAUCAUUUUAUGUGUCCUCCCCCUGCAACUGACACGCUUUACGAGAGUUCGGUGUCAGCAAAAAAUGAAAGGGGGAAAGUGCUCCAAUAUAAAAGCUUAAAAGAUGCGUCCUUUUUUAGCAGAUUCGCUGCUUGUGACCCUCUCAAUCUUUUUUUCAUAACAAAGCAGCCGACCCCACCCUCUUAGUUCUGGGGCGUCUUGCUCGUGCUCGAAGGGCCAACGACCAAGCGGCUCCCUUUAGUCUUAUCUUUCCCUUUUGCCCACACAGGAUUACCAACGCAUGGCUUCCGAUAAUUCUUCUGCCUUAGCCUCAGAUUUAUCUGUCAAGAGGUCGGGGAACGAAGACCAAAAUGGAACUCCACCCUCUUCACAACCUGAUUCUAUUUCUUCCGUCGUCCCCGGAUGGUUCUCCGAGAUCAGCCCAAUGUGGCCUGGAGAGGCACAUUCAUUGAAAGUAGAGAAGAUUUUAUUUCGAGGGAAUUCUGACUAUCAGGAUGUUAUGGUCUUUCAGUCAUCAACUUAUGGGAAGGUUCUUGUUCUGGAUGGAGUCAUCCAGCUGACUGAGAGAGAUGAAUGUGCUUACCAAGAAACGAUUGCUCACCUACCACUUUGCUCAAUUUCUAAUCCGACUAAGGUUUUGGUUAUUGGUGGAGGAGAUGGUGGAGUGCUUCGUGAAGUUUCUCGCCAUUCUUCUGUUAAGCAGAUAGAUAUCUGUGAAAUUGAUAAGAUGGUGGUUGAUGAAUCUGUGAAAUUGAUAUAAGAUGGUGGUUGAUGUAAGUAAUAUCCUUGUUUCCCCUUAAUAUACUGCUACUCCCCCACCUCCCCCCCGCAUAUGAGUUGGUAUCCUUGUUUCUCCUUGAAAUUUUGUGGCCCAGUGGAGUGAUUGGUUUUAUGCUGUGCUCUACCGAGGGACCUGCAGUUGAUUUCAAACACCCGAUAAAUUCAAUCGAUGUUAAUGAUAUUAACAAGUCUAGAGGGCCCUUGAGAUUUUACAAUUCUGAGAUUCACACAGCAGCUUUCUGUUUGCCAUCUUUCGCCAAGAAGGUUAUUGAUUCAAGAGUAAAAUGAGGAUUGAAUCGGGGGAGUAGGUUGUGGCUCUUCAUUUUGAACCAAAUGCCUUGUCUACCCCCACACUGCAGAGCAACCAAGGCAUUUUCCUUCUUUUAACUUUCCCUUAUUCAUUUUUCCGCUAGCUGCUUAUUCAGCAAUUCAGUUGUUCUAUUAUUCUGCUGCUGCUGCUUAAUACAAUACAACUUUUUCGCCCAUAGCAUAGCCCUUUGUUCAUAAAUUGAAUUCAGAACAUGGAUGUUUACCUUAUUUUUUUUGUAAAUAGUCAUUCACACUUUUUCUUCU
Molecule: messenger RNA, 1530 nt
Organism: Cucurbita pepo subsp. pepo (vegetable marrow)
Lineage: Eukaryota; Viridiplantae; Streptophyta; Magnoliopsida; Cucurbitales; Cucurbitaceae
Source: RefSeq, a predicted model, not a curated record